AUGAAGAUGGACCCUCCUCCAACGUCGUCGAUAGUGCCGCAUGAUGGUGCCCCAAAAACAUCGUCAAAGAAAAAGUCGGCUAGGCCCGCGGCGCCUACCAAGAUGGAGAAGGAGGCCGACCUGGUGAUGGGAACGAAUAAUAGUAGCAUUGUUUCGAAAAGGAGCGUCGAGCUUCGAUACUUCCCCCAAUACCAAUUCUUUCGUCCUUUCGUGAAGAAACCCCAGAGAAGGGCGCCCUUGAUAAACAGAGGAUACUGGCUUAGAAUGCAUGCAAUUGCUGAAACAGUCCGUCAAUUCCUGCAAAGGCCAGAUACGCGACACAAAUUUGUCCUGAAUCUUGGAUGUGGAUAUGACCCGUUGGCCUUUCAACUUCUCAAGACCGAGAAGUCAAUAUGUAAUAAUGCGACAUUCGUGGACAUUGAUUACGAGAAAUUGAUGGGCAUCAAAAUGUCCGUCAUCCAAAAAACGGAAGAACUAAAGAGUAUAUUGGGAGAUAUAAAAGUAUUCCCGGAUCCAAGCCCUGUGCUUCUGCGAGCUGCGCACUACGUCGCCGUGGGCUGCGAUUUAAAAAACUUGAAGAAACUUGAAGAGGCUUUGAAGGAAGUCCUAGGGCCAUCUCCGGUCUCGGUCCUCUGCAUAGCAGAAGUCUCGCUUACUUAUAUGGAUGUUCAAUCAGCAGACGCUCUCAUUUCAUGGUUUCCAACGUUGGGCAAAGAUAUACAAUUCUACGUUCUGGAGCAAUACUUCCCAGACGGGCCUGAUCACCCCUUCGCGUCUACUAUGAUGAAACACUUCCACAAACUCCAAGCCCCCCUUCAUUCUAUCCACAAGUACCCGACUAUGUCAUCGCAAGAGCAACGGUUCACUUCGCAAGGAUGGCGGUAUGCCUCUGCCAGGAGUCUGUGGGACAUUUGGAAUGACGAUUCAUUUCUCAGUAAAUCUCAACGAAUGGGAUUGGAUUCUAUAGAAGCAUUUGAUGAGUGGGAGGAGUUUGCAUUGUUUGCUUCGCAUUAUUCUGUUGUCACAGCUUCCACCUUUGAGCAGGAAUCCUCUCCCAAAAGCAAUGAGAGCAGGCCUUGCAGUGACUUGCAGAAAGCUUCACUGAAAUUGGUAGCUUACCAUCCAGUUUCUUUUAGGGGUCACCGGAGAUUCGCUGCUGCGGUGCCAGAUAGUGAUCGAUCUAUAGGCGUUCACGGAGGGCUAGGUAGUCAAUCUCGUCUCUUGUCUACGGAUGUUUACUAUCGAGGCGCAGAGGAUACUCAGCCUGCUGGCUCUUUGCCAACUCACCAAAUUUCAGCACGUAUGUGCCAUACCAUCACAACGCUCCGUGAUGGAGAUUGUAUCUUGGUUGGGGGUCGUGCAUCGCCUAAUGCAGGCUUGGAUGAUUGUUGGUUCCGAAAAGAUAAUGUCUGGAAACGGACACAUACUCUACCAUGUCCACGCUUUCGCCAUUGUGCGGUACCUGUAAAAUCAGACGACAAUAUUGAGGGCGUGUUGAUAUAUGGCGGAAAAAACAGCAAGAGUGAUGUCCUGGAUGACUGGUUGCUCUGGAAUGAACAAAGGGGAUGGCAGGCCGUCAAAGUAGUAGGAAAACCUGACCUUGCUAGCCGAUUUGGUGCUCAGAUGGUAGCUAUUGAUUCUUCAUCUGGUUAUUUAUUCGGAGGCAUGUCUCAGGAUGGAAUAGUCCUCAAUGACUUUUGGAAGUGGAACUUGGUGAUGGAAAAAGAUGGCACGGGGGUUAUUCACCUUACGGAAUUAUCUGAAAAACUUCGGAAUGCUACACAUCUCGCAGACUUUGUUGCUGGACGAUUUGGUGCGACGGUAAACGUUGUGUCGAACAAGCUUCUGGUUAUAGGCGGAAUCACCAUCCAAGGUGUUAUUCCAGAGAAAAUGGAAAUUCUAUGCUUGGACAUUGCAGAGCUUAGUCAAAACGAGUGGAGUCCAUCUAUCAUACAAACAAUUGAUGCCCACUACGAGUCGCCAGCAUUGCGACCGCUUCUCGCCGGUCAUGUCUCAGGGGUCGUUGAUUCUUCAGUGAUUGUGGUGUCUGGUGGGGUGGUCUGUUUCUCAUUCGGAACUUUCUGGAACAACUACAUCUGGCAAAUAUGUGAUGCUUCAGCUGAUACACCGGAAGAGUGGAGGUAUCUCCAGGUGUCAGAAGAAGCCAAGUAUAUGAAAUUGGCAGAUGCAUCUUCUAGGAAACCACUCAAUGAGCCGAGCAAACGUAACGAAAUCAAAGGCAUCCCGCGGAUGGCUAUCCAAACAGCGGCAGAAUUUGAGUCGAUUAUGAAUCAGGCAAAACCAGUCGUGAUCACUGGAUUGAACAUAGGAGCAUGUACGGAGAAAUGGUCAAAGGGUUAUCUAGUCGAUACUCUUGGAUCUGAUCGUAAAGUCGUGGUCCAUGAGGCUCAGAGCGAUCAUAUGAAUUUCCAGAGGAAAAACUUUUCAUACAAAACCAAAGACUUUGGCACGUUUAUGGAUGAAAUCAACCAAGGAAGCCGUCAGUAUUUGAGGUCGAUUUCGAGCGACCAACCGGCCAAAAAGGCGGCGAGCUUCGAACAGGAUUUCCCCGAGAUCAAGGAUGAUUUCGCCCUUCCGGAGCAAUUGAAUUUUGCCAGGGACAAUACUCAUAGUUCUCCUUUACGUGUCUCAGGGCCCGUUACGAUGUGGUUACAUUACGAUGUCAUGGCCAACGUGUACUGCCAGAUCCGGGGGCAGAAAAAGCUGGUAUUAUACCCUCCUUCCGACGUAGAACAUCUGCAGCUACCGCCCGGCGCAUCGAGCUCCACACUCGACAUAUUCGCCAGCGACAACAAUAUCAAGACCUGGCUAGUGUCCGUGCCCCAUACAUCCCCUCAUGAGGCGACCCUGGGUCCGGGGGACAUCUUGUUCAUUCCGCCUCUAUGGCUGCAUGCCGCUACACCCGUAGCAGGCGUCAGUAUCGCAGUCAAUGUAUUCUUUCGCAAUCUGGACAAGGGAUAUGCUGCGGGACGAGAUGUUUAUGCCAAUAGGGAUCUAGAGGCGUACGAGAAGGGUAGGAGUGAGGUGGAGAAGAUUGUGAGGUCUUUUGAUGGGGUUCCGCCUGAUAUUGCUCGUUUUUAUCUGGUGAGGUUGGCGGAUGAGUUGAGACAAAAGGCUCAUGUGUGA
Messenger RNA from Talaromyces marneffei, 3147 nucleotides. RefSeq lists its product as uncharacterized. The coding region runs from base 1 to 3147 and encodes 1048 amino acids. Lineage: Eukaryota; Fungi; Ascomycota; Eurotiomycetes; Eurotiales; Trichocomaceae. Gene Ontology annotation, molecular function: tRNA methyltransferase activity; protein binding. Gene Ontology annotation, biological process: tRNA methylation; wybutosine biosynthetic process. The transcript is spliced from 5 exons. The record is from RefSeq and is a predicted model, not a curated record.